AUGGAUGAUGGUGAGCUCCGUCCUCGAAGGAGUGCCAAGCCACAGAACGACCCAACCCCUCAUCAACAAGAUGCCGUUAUAACAGGUUCACGUUUCAAUCCGAUUCAUGAUGCAACCGAAGAUGACUUUGAUGUUCCUACGCAGCCUGAAGCUCUCCUCCCGGCACCUAAAGUAACAAGAUCUGGAGCAAGCUCCUCUCUGUCUAAAAAGUCAUCUAAGGGCAAAGCUCCUUCAACACAGCUCGCUAAGAUCAGCGCUGGGAAGAACCCUUCUGUGGCUCACAAACCUCUCUCUAUCUUAUCCGGUCCCUCUGUGCAGUAUCGAGGUAGUACUUCCCCGUCACGAAAAUCUGCUUUGAGCUCCAUUGGUUCCCACGCAGUGGUCCAGUCUCGUGCUGCUCCUAAUAUAGACCGCUCACCUACGUUUUUGCUUUGCUCUGAGAAACUAUCAAUGGCUUCUAUCUCACCAGCUCCUCUGUUGAAAGACGAGCUCGACAUCGUGAUUCCCACCAUUCGAAACUUGGAUUUCUUGGAGAUGUGGAGACCCUUUUUCCAGCCUUACCAUCUCAUCAUAGUCCAAGACGGCGAUCCUUCGAAGACCAUCAAAGUCCCCCAAGGAUUCGAUUACGAGCUUUACAACAGGAACGAUAUCAACAGGAUUUUGGGUCCUAAAGCUUCCUGUAUCUCGUUCAAGGACUCUGCUUGUAGGUGCUUUGGAUACAUGGUUUCCAAGAAGAAGUACAUCUAUACAAUAGACGAUGAUUGUUUCGUUGCUAAAGAUCCAUCUGGAAAUGACAUUAAUGCAUUGGAGCAGCACAUAAACAACCUUUUGAGUCCCUCGACUCCAUUUUUCUUUAACACACUCUACGAUCCGUACCGAGCUGGAGCCGAUUUCGUUCGUGGGUAUCCGUUCAGUCUCCGGGAGGGUGUUCCGACCGCUGUGUCUCACGGUCUCUGGCUCAACAUCCCGGAUUAUGAUGCUCCGACUCAGCUGGUCAAGCCUCUUGAGAGGAACACCAGGUACGUCGAUGCCGUAAUGUCAAUACCGAAGGGAACUCUCUUUCCCAUGUGUGGUAUGAACCUCGCAUUCAACCGUGAAUUGAUCGGCUCGGCAAUGUACUUUGGACUCAUGGGUGAUGGUCAGCCUAUCGGCCGAUACGACGACAUGUGGGCCGGAUGGUGCACUAAGGUUAUUUGCGAUCACCUCGGAUGGGGAGUGAAGACCGGAUUGCCGUACAUUUGGCACAGCAAAGCGAGCAACCCGUUCGUGAAUCUUAAGAAAGAGUACAAAGGGAUUUACUGGCAAGAAGAGUUGAUCCCUUUCUUCCAAUCGGUUAACCUCCCGAAGGAUUGCACCAGCGUUCAGAAAUGCUACACUGAACUCGCCAAGCAGGUGAAGGAGAAGCUCGGCAAGGUCGACGACUACUUCAACAAGCUUGCAGAUGCUAUGGUGACAUGGAUCGAAGCAUGGGAUGAACUGAACCCAUCAGGUGCAUCAAAAUCUGCUGCGUUGCCUAAUGAUGCUUCCAAGUAAACUUGCUUCCAUCAGAAAGCUAGCGUGUUUCGUUUAGCUGCCGUCCGCUCGUAUCGCGACGCCGAUCAUACAUUUUUGUCCGAGCUCUUGCAUUAAAGCUUGGAAUGAUUACUUUACAGGUUGCUUU
Messenger RNA from Hibiscus syriacus, 1660 nucleotides. RefSeq names its product probable UDP-arabinopyranose mutase 1. The coding region runs from base 1 to 1533 and encodes 510 amino acids. NCBI's taxonomy places the organism in Eukaryota, Viridiplantae, Streptophyta, Magnoliopsida, Malvales, Malvaceae. The transcript is spliced from 5 exons. Gene Ontology annotation, biological process: UDP-L-arabinose metabolic process; plant-type cell wall biogenesis. The record is from RefSeq and is a predicted model, not a curated record. Gene Ontology annotation, cellular component: cytosol; Golgi apparatus. Gene Ontology annotation, molecular function: UDP-arabinopyranose mutase activity.